Diceros bicornis minor is the source of this 879-nucleotide messenger RNA. RefSeq names its product coiled-coil domain containing 169 (gene CCDC169). Lineage: Eukaryota; Metazoa; Chordata; Mammalia; Perissodactyla; Rhinocerotidae. The record is from RefSeq and is a predicted model, not a curated record. The transcript has 9 exons. The coding region runs from base 124 to 879 and encodes 251 amino acids.
CCGUUCGCCAUGGUGAUGGCUCGUGACAAUGCUUUCUCCUUCCCGGCCUCUGGGUGUUCCUUCAGGUUCUUGUGUUCUAAGCCGUGUGAGGGGAAAGGCGUGGGAAGUCUCUGAUCUGACACUAUGGAGGAAGGAAGGGGCGACACCUUCGAGGGUGUAAGCGCAGAGCGCCUUAAACAGCAGUUACUGAAAGAAAUCCACAGGAAGGAUCUAGUGCAACUCUCAGUACUUGAAGUAAGACACAAGAUAGCGGAACUGGAAGCCAAACUCAAUACUGACGAUGAAGGUGGUGAGUGGAAAACUCGAUAUGAGACACAGCUUGAACUGAAUGAUCAACUGCGAAAGCAAAUUGUUUAUCUCAAAGAGAAAAUGGAAAAACUCCGUGGAAACCCUUCAGAUAUACUAUCUUCUAUUCGUGUGUAUGAACAAAUGCCAGUGGAAUCCUUAAAUACGUUACUUAAACAGCUAGAAAAAGAAAAGAGGAGACUUGAAAGUCAAGUAAAAAACUGUGCACUGAGAUUGGAACAAGAGUCAAAGGCUUACCACAAGACCAACAGUGAACGCAGUAUGUACCUAGCUGAAAUGUCCCAGAUUGUAAGAACCAUGACUUGUCUUUGUACCCCAGUGCCGCAUCUAGUGGUGACACAUAGUAGAUGCUCAAUAACAUUUGCUGCGAAAGAAUUUUUGGAGGUCUUAUUCUGUCAUUUCUACUGCCAUUACUGCCUGAGUGAUUUUGAAAGUACACUGCAGGAAAUUGAAGCUGACUCUUACUUUCUCAAGGGAAGAUAUAAUCCAGUUAAUCAGCAGAUAAUGAAUGCCAAGAGAGGACCAGUAAAAAAGAUUACAAGAUCAAACCAUCUUCCAAAACUCAAUUCAUGA